GGAUAUCUGGGAACUCUAGUCUCUUCACUCUUGUAUCACUACUGACAUCCAAGUACUGCUUGGUGUGCAACGUCACGGUCUCUCGAACAUCAAGCUGUAGCUUUAUUUCAGUAUUCUCAAGAUUUCUCCGUGCUGCUUUCAACCAUACCUGUAUACCCGUUUUAAUUGGAGCUUUUUCACUUUAUACUUCUCCCAUGAAUGUCUCCUUCAUGGGCGAAACGCAAAUAUCGACUCGCAGCUCUUCUUCAGUGCGAAUCGGGCGACGAGGACGCCGAAGGCCUCGCAUUGGACCGCAUACUGCAUGGCCAAUCUGUAAUAGGGAAAACAGCCAAGACGAAGGAGGUUGACUCGGUCAGAUUCACCGACAAGGAUCUCACCAUAGUCGGGACACUCGAAUAUGGUCAGUUCGCUGUGAUUGACGUUGUCAACUGCAGACUAGAUGGUCGUGUCUACGUACGUAAAUCCAUCGAGAAACGCUUUGCCUUCAAGACGCGCGAUCAAUGUAACCCUCAACUCGAGCGCGAUAUUCUCCUUCAAGCCGGCCUAACUUCUUCCGUCUGGUCGCCUCACUUGCUUUGUGCGUUCCAGACAUCGUCACAUCUUAAUCUUGUCAUGGAUUACGCCGAAGGAGGUACGCUAUGGGAUGUACUGGAGUCCAGUCCCCACGAAGGUCGCCUUUUGGAAGACGAUCUGAGAUGGUGGCUGCCCCAGAUGGUCAGUGCCAUCGGGUGGUGUCAUGAGCAGGGUUUCGUUCAUCGAGACGUCAAGCCGCAUAACUUCGUCAUUACACCGUCCUCUCAUGUACAGCUCAUCGACUUCGGUUCCGCCGCUCCCCUUCUACCCGCCCGUCCUUCUGGCGCUCGAUCACUCGCUCGUCAACAUUGUCUCGUACCAUGCGGGACAUGCGACUACAUCUCCCCCGAAAUCCUCAUAGCUCACGAAGCGGCACUCAUGGCAAUGGAGAUGGAAUCAAACAGUUCCACUUCGACAUCCUCUCCAAAAGGCCGCAAUCCACCUACCUCUAAACCGAGAGUCAAUGGUGAUGAUGAUCAUGAGGAGGGGACAUAUGGCGUUGAGACGGAUUGGUGGAGCAUGGGCGCGAUGGUGUAUGAGCUGAUUUAUGGUGUGGCGCCGUUCUUCGCGAAGGAUAUUCGGACUACGUAUUUGAAGAUCAUGGAUUUCAAAAGGAGCUUGCGGUUUGACAAUCGUGACAUCGACGUGUCUGCGGAGCUGGUCCAUUUAUUGAAGAGCUUACUGACCCAUAAUAUGGAUCGACUGGGUAGGACUGGCACCGAACAGGUCAAAGGUCAUCGAUUUUUCGUUGGAAUUAGUUGGAAGGGCCUGCAUACUCAACCCCGUCCCGAGAGCCUUCACACCCCACAAUUCAUAUAUACCGAUCCUCAAGCCCAGCCUGAAGGCGACGUUCCACAAAUAUCCUUCGAUCCUUCGUCAUCCUCCGUCUUCAACCAAUCAGAGUCGCGCUCAAAGUCAUCUUCCGACCGUUUCCAUUUCUCCGCAUUCUUCCAACCCUCGCUCUCGCAACAUUCAAUCCCGGAUCAAGGUCAACUUGAGCCUGCACCGGCAUUGAGCCCCUCUGGUGUUCACUCUCACGAGACACCCAGGCCCCCAGGUUCUAUCCUACGAGAUCAGGCGUCGUCGUACUUCAUCGGUUUUUCAUGGGGUCCUAAAGCCGACGCUUUCACUCUGAGUCAACCCUCCCAACCCUCCGACGAGCCACAACAACUCUCUCCAGCCGCCGGAGACAUAGACCUCCACACCACCACUCCCCGCGCCAACCGUCACGAUCCCUCCCCAACACCUCACAAGCCAUUCCUCGGCGCCUACAACACCAUCGGAACGUCCACGCCCUCCCGUCACCACCACCCACCGAUAACCCCCCUCCGCCGUCUCCAAACGCCACACACGCCACACCAACCCUUCGCCACACCCUACAACCGCAACACCAACCCCUACGCCCAAGGCCUGUCCACCAUCCGACGUACGGUCAGCGCCGCCGCCGGACCCGGGACCGCACCCCGACCUGCUCGUGCGGUCUCGGAUCGAGAGGCGAUGAGACAAUUGGUGGAUUGUAUAGGGCUGAGCGCGAGGAAGAAGGUGUUCGCGUCGGGGAGGACGCCUAGGUCUGUUAUUAAAGAGAUGCGGGCGGCGAACGGACAUCCGGAAAGUGGAGGUUCUGGGAGUGCUCAUUCGAAGGGGAAAGCACCGUUGAAGGCUUUGCGGUUCGUCCCAGCACCGGUCGAUAUCGCGGCGGGAAAGGCGAUCGGGCCAGGGAAGAAUAUCAUCGUCGGAGGGUCGAGUAUGAGUCUGGCUGAAGAUGGAGAGGACGUUGGUGCUGGAAACUCGAGCGCGGAUUCGAGUGGGAUCGCGGGAAUCAGCAAGAUUAACAGCAGUAGCAACAGCGGCGGGACGGGCAAUUCGCUCUCCGCCGGCGGCGGUGCCAACGCCAGCACCUCUCAACUCAACCACAGCGCGCUCUGGAAUCCCGACGACGGUGACGGUUCGGAUGAUAAUCUACACCGUCGGGACGUGGUCGCGGAGCGGGUGAUCGUUCUCGGUGCGAGCACGAGCACGAGCGGAAGCUCUGUCCCUCCGAGUCCGAGCCCCAGUCCCAGGCCCGGCUCCGCGAUGUCGUUGUUAUCGAGGCGGAGUGCGACGCCGACUACGGCCACGGGCACUUGGUCGUUGAGGUUGCCCGUCAGUGCGAGCGGUAGUGGUGGGUUGAGACCGAGCUCGCCGUGGUUGGCGUCAGGGAGUAUGAGCAGAAGCAGGAGCAGGAGCUUGUCGGAACAGGCGAAUAGGAUGGACGAGAGCGCGGUUUCUAGGAUUUGGGAGGGUGAGAGCCAACAUGGAGCUGGUGGUGCUAUCGGGAUGAAUGACGAGCAGGGGCAGGAAGAAGAGGAGCAUGAGCAGGAGCAGGAAGUCCCGACGCCGCGUCCACCCAAGAGGACUGAACUCAGUCCUCCGCACAGUCACCAUCACGAUAGACCUCAACACAAGAACCACAAACCUCCCAGAGACUCAGCCUACGACGCUAACGCACGCCGGAGCACUGCAGACCCUCGAUCCAAGUCACCUCCCCAUUUCGUCUUCGGCGAGCCCAACAACGCGAGCAGUCCACCUCGUCCACCUCGUCCCGAGACUCAACAGCAACGCCACCAUCAUCACCAGCCCCGUCGCUCUUCCAAUCCUGCCAGGACUACGACCACGGCCACGACUAAGCCUGCGACUACGACCACGGCUCCGUCCACGGCCACAACAAGCCAACCAACUCGCCCUCGUCCUCGACUUCGCACAUCCUUCGAGAGGUUAGACGAACUAGAUCGGAGGUACGAAGCGCUAAUGGAGGACCUCGCCACGCUGGAAAAGAGGAUGUCAUCUGCGCGGAGGCGGGCGGCGACGAUAAGUGAUUAUCGCACCCGCCUGUCUUGA
Molecule: messenger RNA, 3450 nt
Organism: Stereum hirsutum FP-91666 SS1
Lineage: Eukaryota; Fungi; Basidiomycota; Agaricomycetes; Russulales; Stereaceae
Product: kinase-like protein
Exons: 7
Coding region: 199-3450 (1083 amino acids)
Biological process (GO): actomyosin structure organization; peptidyl-threonine phosphorylation
Cellular component (GO): cytoplasm; cytoskeleton
Molecular function (GO): ATP binding; protein serine/threonine kinase activity
Source: RefSeq, a predicted model, not a curated record